AUGAACUUCCAAGAAGAAUCCGAGAAGAAGACUUGGAGAACUGCCAUGGACGAAGAAAUCAAGGCGAUAAAGAAAAAUGACACAUGGGAGUUAGCAUCACUUCCAAAAUGGCACAAGGCGAUCGGUGUGAAGUGGGUGUAUAAAGCAAAGAAGAACUCCAAAGGAGAAGUUG
Trifolium medium is the source of this 172-nucleotide messenger RNA. NCBI's taxonomy places the organism in Eukaryota, Viridiplantae, Streptophyta, Magnoliopsida, Fabales, Fabaceae. The record is from the annotation of a GenBank genome assembly.